CUAUUCAAAGGCAUGAGCUUGGUUUAGAUAUAUUAUAUCUAUGAUGGUUAUAUAGUCUAUGGUUAUAUAGUCGGUUGUCUCAUUGGCCGCGUUCAGUAGAACAAGUGAUUAGUAAGCGCUCAGUGAGCUCUUGCAUCUGAUUGGAGUAUAGUUGGAGAUCUAAAAGAAUAUGCCAAAUCAUAUAUAAGAGCUCCCUGAGCGCUUACUGAUCACUUGUUCUACUGAACGCGGCCAUUGUCUUCAUAGAGCUAGAAAACAAUUGAUGCCGCUAAACUAAAUAAUUACCCAGCAUUAUUUUGUGUAGGCAUUUUUCACACAGAAAAUUCGCACACACACUUGUGUUUUUAGUUACGCUAUAUCUGAUUAUCUUCACACAAUAAUUUCGAUAUCCUUUGUGAAGAUAUUGUUCAAAGACGACCGUGAAGAUGGACGCAAAAGCGGUGAGCAAAGAUUGCCAAGAUAAAUCACCCUUCUCGUUAGUUAAGUCUAUAGACAAUUAUAUUGGUUACUGCCGAACAGAAGAAGAUAUUUCAACAUUAACCUUUACUUGGGAAAUUGCAAACUUUUGGGAUAUAUAUCAACUGCAACUUCCUAUUUAUACCGGCAUUAUCAACUCAGAAGAUGUUCAAUUUCAGCUAAAUACAGAUAAGGAAAAACAAAAUUUGUAUUUGUAUCUAAUGUCUACUCACAAGUAUGUAGGUAUAUGUCACGUAUUUCUAAAGAAUAAUGAACCAAACUUUUAUGAAACGAUAAAUAUGACAGAUAAAAUAAUUUAUAUAUGCAGUAUACCUAUUAUAUUACUCUUGAAAAAUACAACAAAAUACUUGCCUAAUAACACUCUUACAAUAUAUAUUAAAUGUGAAUGGUAUAACAAUGUAUCACAGAAAACUAUGUACACAACAAUAUCGAAAUCCUAUAAUACAUCAUCAGAAAAUAUAAAGGAGACUGAUCUUGAUAAAGAAUCACUUGUUACUUUUAUAAUAGGCGAUAAACGGCUCUAUGCAAACAAAAAUUUAAUAUGUGCAAAAAGCACAGUUUUCCAGGCUAUGUUCCAUUGUGAGAUGAAGGAAGGUAUAACAAAUGAGGUAAAAAUAACAGAUGUGAAAUACGAUGUUUUAAAAUUGUUAUUAUCUUAUAUAAAAGUUUGUUUUAUACCUGAUCAUAUCGACAAUGUAGAUACAUUGUCUGAUCUCUUUAUAGCAGCCGAUAAAUAUGAUUUACAAGAUCUUAAAACGUUGUGUGAAUUGCUCUUAAUGACAUUAAUUAAUGUAGAAAACUACUUAGAAUUAUUGGCAAAAAUAUGUUUAUAUAAUACAAAAUAUUUAGAGAAAUAUAUUCUAAAAUUUAUCCAGAUACAACCAAAGGAUAUAUUUAAACAAGAACUUCUAAAAUUAAUCGAAACAUCCACGAAUUCUGCAUGUUGUCAUCACAUUAUGAAAUAUACUGAAAUUCAGAUAAUUUUGUCUUGCGAUACUAAAACUAGUAGUAGUAGUAGUAAGAUACAAGUCUACAAGUCUACAAGUCUACAAGAUAUUAAGUCUACAAGUGAAUCAAGUUCGCAAACCACGAACCAAAUAUCUAGACCAUACUACCUAGACCAUAUACCAGGAGAAUACUAAUGUUACACAAAAAUCAUUAGAAACUUGAUAUUAAUUUAAACAUCAAGAUCUUUACUCUAUUAUUGAUAAAAAGAAAGUUCGAAAUAAAGGUCUAAUUAUCGGCCAUAAAUUAGCAAUAUUCUUAUAAAACUUAAUUUUUUUCUCGAUUAAUUGGACAGUAUUAAUCCGGUUUUUUUUAUUUGUAUUGAUAUUGAGAAAAAACAAUUUUUAAAAUACUAAGUUGCAAAAGCAACAUAUAUUUUAUUUUUCUGAAUGUGGGUGUAUAUAUUGCACUUUUCACUUAUUUUUAUUUUCUGCUUUGAAUAUAUUUUACCAACGAAUAUAUAUAAUGCUUUCUGUUUGUAUUUUUUGCGAUAUAUUUGUGUAUUAAAAAAAUGUUUAUUUAACAUGUAUUUGUGACUUUACUAUUAGCUAUGCUAUAAUAUAUCCGUGUUGUAAGCAUUACAAAACUUACAUUAUAUGUAUGUUUUGUCCAAUUUUUAUUUUUUAACUUAGCACUGAAAUUAUAGCUUUGUAGAGCGCAGUAUCGAUUUCUUAUGUGAAACUCUUGAAUAACUUUAUGUAUUCAUUUCUUGUGAAGCUCUAGAAUAGCUUUAUGUGUAUAACUAUGUGUUUAGAUUAUUAUAUUGAUCUACUAUAUAAUGUUCAAUAAAAUAA
This is a messenger RNA of Odontomachus brunneus, 2276 nucleotides long. RefSeq names its product TD and POZ domain-containing protein 1-like. The record is from RefSeq and is a predicted model, not a curated record. Gene Ontology annotation, molecular function: ubiquitin protein ligase binding. The transcript has 2 exons. NCBI's taxonomy places the organism in Eukaryota, Metazoa, Arthropoda, Insecta, Hymenoptera, Formicidae. Gene Ontology annotation, cellular component: cytoplasm. Bases 426 to 1619 code for a protein of 397 amino acids. Gene Ontology annotation, biological process: regulation of proteolysis; proteasome-mediated ubiquitin-dependent protein catabolic process.